Molecule: messenger RNA, 549 nt
Organism: Seminavis robusta
Lineage: Eukaryota; Bacillariophyta; Bacillariophyceae; Naviculales; Naviculaceae
Source: the annotation of a GenBank genome assembly
AUGUUGGCUCCUCUUCGAUUGCUGCAGCGAACACAACGAGUGGUGGCGUCUCGUGCUGUUACUGGCACUGUCACACGCUCAGCCGUCCGCCACCAAGCUCCGACCUUUGCCGUUCGAGCCUUGAGCGCAGAAGCCGCUCCUUCUGCCUUUGAUGUCAUUGUACAAUUGACAUUUGUCGAUCCCAAUGGAGCCAGACGACAAGUACCUGCCUACGUUGGCAAAACCUUGCACGAAACUUGUGACAUGCACGGCAUUGACAUUGGACCGGCCGUUCGAGCUGGAGACAGCGAAAUUGCUCGCAGCGAGCGAUGGAUUGAACCCACCUUUGGAGAAGGACCUGCUGCUGGAUUCGAUCAUGUCAUUCUGCACGGAAAGGGAUCGGAAACGGCCAAUCAUCGAACGGAACGAGAAAUGAGUCUCCUCAGUGAGUACUGGGAUGAUGACGAAGUCUUUGACGAAUCCAGAUUGGCAUGCAUGGUCACCGUUACCAAGGCAAUGGAUGGCAUGAUUGUCUAUGUGCCCGAUCGCAUUGUGUGUGAUAUUCCUUGA